Fusarium odoratissimum NRRL 54006 is the source of this 813-nucleotide messenger RNA. RefSeq lists its product as uncharacterized. Bases 217 to 594 code for a protein of 125 amino acids. The transcript has a single exon. NCBI's taxonomy places the organism in Eukaryota, Fungi, Ascomycota, Sordariomycetes, Hypocreales, Nectriaceae. The record is from RefSeq and is a predicted model, not a curated record.
GCAAAGACAAAAGGCUGCUUACUCUGGAGGGAUUGGGAACUGGCCGAAUGCUACGUGGCCUGACAGAAUAUGCAUGAUGCUGGCAUUUUCGUUUAGCCAAAAUAUGUCAAUGAACAAAGUAUAAAGAGUCGUCUUGUUCCCAACAUAUUGAGAUGUCAGACAACAAAUCAACUCAAUCAUCAAAGUAGUCCAUUACCAAAGACGACUUCACUCAUCAUGCAUUUCUCAACUCUUCUCGCUGGCCUCGCCACUUUUUCUACGACUGUAACCGCCAUCCCUACGGAAAAGCCUCACGUCGGCGUCGCCAUCCUCACCGUCAACGAACCAGAGGACAGUACUCUUCCUCUCAACGUCCCUCUCGGCGUUCUCACCCACCAGAAGAACAACAAGCUCACAGAGCUGGAGUUUGUUAACGUCUACUCUACUGUGAAGGGUGUCAAGCCUCCCAAGAUGGACCAGAUUAGAUGCCAGAUGUACAAGGAUCAGUAUGGCACUGUGCCUAUCACCAAGGAUCUCACUGCAGAAAAUGGUGUUGUUAGCAAGAAGCCCAUCUACCUCGGAUGGGUUCUCUGCCGUGUCAAGGCGCAGAAAUAGGCUGCAGUAGUUGGGGUCAUUUGGAUGUUUUAUUUGUCUCAUCAUGUGAUAGGCGGAGCAUUGAACAUUAAAUACAGGAUCAAGUGUAGUGAUAUGAGCUUCAAUUUGGUGGUAAUCAACCUUAUGAAAGACCCUGUAGCUACAGUUUUGUACCAGGCUACCCAGUGUACCUCCGUCUCACCGAACAGUAAUGAUAAUAUCAGUAGUCGUCUCCGUCUC